This is a messenger RNA of Pantherophis guttatus, 1928 nucleotides long. RefSeq lists its product as uncharacterized. The record is from RefSeq and is a predicted model, not a curated record. Lineage: Eukaryota; Metazoa; Chordata; Lepidosauria; Squamata; Colubridae.
CUGGUCUAAACCAUAACAUAAUUACUUGGCUUGGGGUUUUAUUUAGUAUAGUAGUUAAAUGAGGACAUGGUGGCACAUAGACUUAAUGAUGCUGGAAAUGGUGGCCAGAAAUGAUCUGCACUCUGGCAGUUUGACCCCAGCUCUGUGAGACAGAGUGAGCUCCCAUCACUCAGUCCCUAGCUCCUGCCUACCCAGCAGUUUGAAAGCAUUCAAUAUUGCAGGAGCAGCUCAAUUUCAACAUUUUAAAACAUACUGAUCAUCAUUGGAUCAUCAUUUUCAGAUAUAUUUCCAUUCAGCUUCUUCAUUGAAUUUCCUUGUGGGAAGUUGGCAGGGAGUACCUUUUCCCCACCCACCUAUUGCCUCCCUGGCACCUCUGCUGCUCACUGUCCCAAAGAACAGUUAUCUCCUGAAGACGGAGUUCAUAAAUAAAUGUCCACAUCAUUGCUUAUGCUGGGUGAAAUUCAUGCUUGCCCAAGAAGAAGCUCUUAUUACUAGCAUGCUGAUCAAAGGAUCUGUCCUACAAUUUUAAGAAAAUAACAGGCACUGUGCAGUUUUUCCCUCGAGGAGUGGAAUACAGACUUCAGAAUGUGCAGAAGUUCCAAUGUGUCAUAAAGGUGAAAAGUUCUGCUUCCCUGGAGACAGUUCUGCUUCACUCUUGGGGCCUAAUAGAACCCAUUCAAACAGCAUUGUAACGAUGCCUGAACAGCCAGUGUCACAACCUCUGCUCAAAGACAAUCGAUGCAACAUGACAGAUAUCCCACAGCGAAUUUCCCUUUCCAGGCCACCAGUGAAAAAGAGCAUGUACAAGACUUUGUAUAUGAUGGAUUAUAAACCAUGUGAUGAGUUCCAGAACCAGCUGCCUAUGAUGGAUCUCUCAAAAAAACAGCAACUGGAAACUCAGCUAAAAAAGAAGGAGUUUGAAAGGCUCACUGAGAAGGAACCUAUGAAAUAUGCUGAGGAACCUGACUGUCAAGAGGUAGAACCACCUUAUCCUGCAAAAAUAGAUGAGAGUUUGUCAAGCAGCCAAGAAGCUCCUCUAGCUUUCCAGCAAGUAGAGAGAGAUCAAGAAAAGUAUUUUCCUUCAGAGCCAACUGCAUUCCAGAAAAAGGAGGCAGAGUACAUAGCUCCUCAGAGAGAAGCAUCUGCAAUGCCAGGUACCCCUUGUAUCAAGCAAGAACUGGGGCAGAACUGGAACAACUAUCAACAUUUUAUGUUAGAAAUGAAUCGAGCUAAUCAAGCACAACUUAAAGAAAUUAAGAAAUUACAUUUGGGAUCUUCUGUUUUUCAGGCAGAUUUUGUCACCAGUACUGAUGCAAGUACUUACCAAAGAGAUUAUAAACAUUGGUCCCGUGUCCGUAGUGGCUUUUAUCAAGCAAAUCGGAAUUUCUCCAACUUUGUUUUCCAUGAUGGCUAUUACAAUGAGGACCCCUGGACAUCAGAAUAUAUGGAUAACUACAACAUCUUCUUAAAGAAGUUAAACCGGAAAACUCAAAAUCCGGUGUCAACUUUCUGCUCUACAGUCAGGCCCAUAUCUUCUCUUUCUCCUGAAAUAUCCACACAGACUCCAAUAGCAGUGAAUACAGCACCUUAAAAAGGUGCAGAGUUCUACUUGGCAGCUGCAGUCAUUAUGCUCCACAAGCAAUGUAGAACACCUGCUACCAAAAUUUUGGCAUGGUUCAGGACAACCUGAAGAAUGUUUGUAAACCAAAGACAACUGUUUAUAUUUCAAUUAUUUAUAUAUUUAUGUUGUUGUUAUAACUUGUUUUUGAUAAUAUAUUUAUUUACAAAAAAAAAAAAAUCCCCAAGGACACUGAUUUGAACUGUAUAUGGAAAUUGACAGUGCUACUGUGCUAUAACUUCCCUUAGGAUCAGUAAUCCACAGAUAAUUUUUCAUAAUUUUAAAUAAACAGUAGACAAAACAUAAAUAA